This is a messenger RNA of Cyphomyrmex costatus, 1514 nucleotides long. Its product is annotated as nucleolar protein 58. Lineage: Eukaryota; Metazoa; Arthropoda; Insecta; Hymenoptera; Formicidae. The coding region runs from base 114 to 1391 and encodes 425 amino acids. The transcript is spliced from 2 exons. The record is from RefSeq and is a predicted model, not a curated record.
AAGAAAUAAUUUAUUUGAUGUAAAUUGGAAACAGUAAUUUAUAUACCGAAGCCACUUAUCUAUUAUUAAUCUUUUCAAUCUUCAACGAAUGGAACCUAAAAUAAUUUGUUUGAAUGAAAAUGCGUCCUACAGUGAAUUCGGAUGAAUCUAUAAAUACAGAUCGAUCCGCACACGUUGGCUGGUACACCGAUCAUUCAUCACGACGUCCUAAGGAACAAAUAUCUGCUUCGAAAAAUGCACAAACGGAAUACGAAACGCAUUUAUCGCAAAAUGCUGCGUAUUCCUCAACGUAUGGAUCUAGUACAACGCCAUCAGAUCAGCAUACCGAGAAUCGUGAAAGGCGUGUCAACAAUCCAAAGGAAGAUCAGCGAGACAUAACGAGAAAUCCCGAGGAAACGGAGCAAACACAUAAGAGUGUUGAUACGCGCGACAUCAAUUUGCCACGCAGACGCCGGUCGAAAUCCUGCGUUAAACUGCGUUUAUGGUGUCUGAGAUUGUGCCGCGCGAAGAAAAGAUGUUCCCGACGCGUUUUGAGAAAGCCGAGACGGCUUCUCGAACGAAUAAAGACACGAAGUAAGGAGAAGUGCGAGAAGCCCGACGAUGUGGUGGCGGUUGCUGGUGUAUCAACUAUGCCGCAUCGAGAAUCGAUAAGGUAUCGAGAUGUCCCAAAGAAGUCUGAGAGAACUCGUAAACAAGAUGAGGCGGUGGAGAUUGCAGAUAAGGACGUCUCCGAGGACAUCAUCAAGAAGGAAAGAGGGGAGAGAAAAAAAAGGGAAAAAGAAGAGAGGAAAAGGAAAGUAAGGACAGAUAAGGAGGAGAGAAGGAAAGUAAUAAUGGAAGAAGAGGAGAGGAAAGAGAUCCAUAAACUCGAUGAGCAUGUUCCGCAAGCCGUGGACACACGUCUGGUGACGCACGACGAUGACCUCGUCGUUGAGGAACGGGUUCCCGUGAAACCGCCAUCGAUCGUGGACGACUUCGCAAAGAGCUGCUGCUACUUGUGCGCCCAGAACACGCUGGCGAUCGCGGCCGCCACUGCGAUCUCCAAGCCGGAGCAGUCCGACAAGUGCGUCCAAGUUUCGGCUCAUAAAUUUCGCGUAGAGACGUUCCCGGCGCUCGAUAAGAGCUGCAGCCCGUUGCUACUGGUGCGCACCGUGCAGUCGUCCGUCAAAGUGAGGACACGGGAGACCAGCACACUCUGCCUCGGCACGAGCGCGGUGCCGCGUGCGAAAAAGCACAAGAAGUUUGCCAUGUUUCCAGGGUUGACGCGAACGAAGUGCCCGGCGGGACGGCACGCCGCCUGCGAGACUGAUAAGUCGACCGCCAGGCGAGACGAUAAUGCGGAAAAACGUCAGCCGAGGAACGAGAGGUGUUGCGGGAAGAAGAACGCCUGACACGUCGCGAAUUUUGUCAAACUUUUACCCGGACUAAUUAACGUUUGAUUACUCGGCGGAAAGAAUAAUUAUAUGCAUCGUGAACCCAUUAACGCUAGAAGUACCAACGUUUCUUACUUCCUC